Bursaphelenchus xylophilus (pine wood nematode) is the source of this 3772-nucleotide messenger RNA. NCBI's taxonomy places the organism in Eukaryota, Metazoa, Nematoda, Chromadorea, Rhabditida, Aphelenchoididae. The record is from the annotation of a GenBank genome assembly.
AUGGACGCGUUCAGCGACAGAGAUCGUCUCUCCAACGGCAAGAUCAAAAGACGUUACGAGUUUUCGAAUGCGCGUUUGGACACCAUCUUCUCGACUGUAUGUCUCGCUUUAUUUUUUUUAUUUACCUUGGUUUAGUUCAACGAAAUCGAACCUAUUGAGACGAACUCGUUGACCUUCCACAGAGAAUCACCUCCAUAUGCAUUCAGUCGUUCCGAUUGUCCGUUUACGCCUUCUAAUUUGGUAAGUUUAUAUUCUUUUGGGUUUUCGUGUUUAGGAGCUCACAUUGUACUUGAUAAAGUUGGUAAAAAGGAUAGUCAGUAAUUUGAGAGAUAUGUUCUCUUUAGAGAUUGCUUUGUAGCUGUUGGGGAAAUUAAAGCUUUCAAGCCGCUCGAUUUGAAUAUUUUACCAGCUGAGUCAAGUAUAAUGUCGGGAGUCCAAGAAAAGUCGGGAAUAGUUGAUCAAUAGCUGCUUAUAAUGAUCUUUGCAGUUCAAAUUAACCAUCGACGGUGAGGAUUAUGGAAGUAUCGAUGAAUACAUGAGAAAAAUGAUGUUCAGAGAACUGGUUGCCACCGACCCUCCGACGAAGGAAAGCUGUUGGGCUCUGAACUUGGUCGAGAGAAAUGUAAGCUUUUCUUUGAUUUUCUUGUCUUUAGGGUUUUGUGGAGAUGUGAAAGUCGCUUUUGGACAAGUUUACUUGUUUUGAGAUCUCCAAUUAUAUUAUACUUGACUUCAGGUGAGUACUAAAGAAUGGGAGCAGUGGCAACUUGGUAGAGGUCUCCUCCACAUGCAGAAGGCUCUUGUGGAGCGAGCCAAGUCCGAUAAGAAGUUCAGAAGUCUGUUGAAUCCACUCGGAGAUCGUUUUAUCGUCUAUACCUACCGCAACGACAUCUUCUACGGCUCCCAGUGCGGCAAAGAGGAUGUUCUCAGAUGGUUCAAGAUGAUGGCUGAUAACAGAAUGUCCGUCAAGUAUCCCAAGGGCCUGCCGGUGACUUAUAAGCAGCUUUGUUGUUGUCCAAAGGUCGCCAGAAGAGGAUACAAUGUGUUGGGGUUAAUCCUCAUGGCUUUGAAGGAAACUGUGAGUUUUUUUGGGUUAUUGUGGUGCAAUUGAAAGGAAGUUUUGGACUGAAGUGGGUCGAUUGAGGUCUAAGAAUGGGUGAAAAUUAAUUUCGGAAGGUUUGGCGUUGGUUUAGGGUUAUUUUUGACAUUUUUUUAUUCAUAAACAUUGUUUUAGACGCCUCUAAAACAAAAAAUUGAUUUUAUGAAAAUACUUGUAUUAAACAUGGAAAUUUAGGACACGUUUAGACAAAUUAGCAUGUCAGCUGUUGUUAAAUUCUGUUACAACGAUGGUUUGACCCUAUCUUUGACAUUUUUUGAGCAAAAAUAUUGCUUUAGAUCAUCAAAUUUCUAAUCUAGAUAUGUGAAAAUUUAGUUGAAGGAGUCAUAAUUUCUUGUUCGUUUUCAGAUGAAGAUCACUCAAUUGGACGAUAUUUACAUCCACAUUCCACCAUUGGAGACUGUGGAGCGCCCCAUCACCUACUCCACCAGGUUGACCACCCAGAAGCGGGUCCACGGAAUCAAUUCGGUCUGUGGAUCGGUCUAUUCGUCCAGAGCCUCUCUGAUCAGCGACGUCGGGAGAUAUCCGGCUGCCAACGCGGUGUUUGACCCGUUGGCCAGUCACGACCCCAACAAACGGCUCAGAUUUGACACGAAUUUGUUCCGCCAGGCCCGCUGUGGAACCCCGGCCUCGGAAUUUGGCGAUUUGAACCUCGAGAAUCCGUUGUCUCCUCAGCCAAAUCGGCACAGAGCCUCUUCGGUCUCGAGCAACAUGGAAUUUGAUACCAGAAGAUUUGUGCAGCCCGCCAGCAGGGCCUCCAAUCAUAUCGAGUUUGAUGAAGAAGUUGUGAUGGAAGAUGAGGAAUCUGAUGAGGAAGAAAUCCAAUUCUUGGGAGAAGUUGAUAAAAGGUAAAUUGGAGUGUCAGAGGAAAGAUUUGGGAGGUUUGGAGCAAAAUUGAGGGAGUUGGGAUAUUAUCCAUGGAGCUUUAUACCAAUUUUUUGGAUUUUUCUCAGUGUUUUUGGGUCUGAUAUAGGUUGAAAAGGUUUAAAAAGGAGGAUGGAUGAGAUUGGAAUACAGUUAGAGGUUAUUUUUGAUACUUUUUUGUAAUAUUUUUGCCAUGGAUAAUAUAAUUUUGGAUGAUUUUUUCAAAUUUUUGGAUUGAAUAUGGAGUAGAAUGGCCUGAAAUAAAAUAGUUGGGCGAAUAGAGGUAUUUGGGAUGUGUCUAACGCUUAUUUGUGAGAUUUUUUCUUCAAAUUUUGCCAUAGGCAAAGUAAUUUUAUUGAUUUUUUCUAAUGAGAUUUUUUGCUGAAAUGUUGGGAAAUUGCCUGGAAAUGAUAUUUUAAGCGUUUCAGGAGGGGUUGUAAGGUUCUUUUGAAAUUUUAACAUAAUUUUUUACUUUUGUAAAAAACUUUGAUUUCAGCCAAGUCAGCGAAGAGACCCGUCAAAGAAUGAUGGGCCCGGCAACCGAGGAGAUGGAAGAAAAGCCGGACAUCUUAGAAAUCAAGGCGAAUAUCGCUCGUCCCAAGUGCACCUGGCAAUUCCCGUCCAUCUUCAGCACCAGUGUCAAGGAGAAGAAGAAGGGCCGCGAAUCCGCUACCUCAUUCGAUUCCGGCUACUACGACCGCACCAACAUGGGCUCCACCUCCACCCUGAACCAGUCGGUCGAGUUCGCCGUCCCCGCGAACCCAUAUCACAACGAAAAUUCGUCCCCAAUGCCGGACGCGGUCUUCAGCGCGUCCGAGUCGAGCUUUGUAGCGCCGAAUUCGAGCCACGGAGCUGCCGCCGCCUUUAGAGAGCAUCGUGUCAGCUUCUCGAGCAACAUGACCGACAGCACGGCGGACGAGCUGCUCCCCGCCACCAGCGAGGGCCUGCCCGAAGUCACCGACGCCGACCACCAUCUGCUGGACGAGGAACAGAAGCCGCCAAUCCGCCGCCCGCACGCAAUGCACGGCGUAAGUAAGAGGGUAAGCCAGGAGAGGAUGUAAGCAGAUCCAAGGAACCCGCGGGACCCCUCGAAUACCCCCCACUCCCCCGAGGUAAAACUUUCUUUUUGAUGAGGCUGCAGGCCAAGGAUAGGUUAGUUAGGAGGGAAGGCGAUGAAAAGAGAGGGAAAAUUGAAUUAGUUUAGGUUUAAAAUUGGGUUUAAAGGUGUGAUUGAGGUUUUUGGAGGGCGUGGUAAAAAAAUUUGGGUGUGGUAAGGGGUGACCAAAAAAUUUUAUUGACAAAUUUUUAAUUUUUUGGCGUUUCUAACGGUGUAAAUCAUUUUUAAAUGAUAUUUAAAAAGUUUUAGAGGGCGUGGUAAAAAAAUUUGGGCGGGAUAAGAGGUGACCAAAGAAAAAUUUUACCCUUUGCCUUGAAACGCCGAUUUUGGAAAAGAAAAGGCUUAGAGAGGCCAUUAAAUGGAUACAGGCAUCUGUCUGCGGUGUGAUUUACGACAGUUUGAUUAAAGAACCUGUUUUCCCUCCUUUUUUUGAGUGCAAGGUCGGCCCAUUCUGCUACCCAUUUCUCUGCCAAAGUUGCGUUGCGAGGCGGCAAAAGACGCCGAAAGAAAUGAGACGUAAAAAUUGAGGGAUUUUUCUGCGGGUGUUUUAUUGAUAUGGGGGAAAAUUUGAUUUUGCCACACUUGCCAUGGAUAAUAUAUAUUUUUUUUUGAUUUUGCCAUUUUUCUGCUUAUCCCACAAUUUUCAGAUUGUGCUGGACACAAUUGAACUGGAAUAA